AUGGCGUCUCUUAACGGCGGUGGGCGCGAUUUGCAGCGGGGACACGAAGCACCCCAGCGUCGCUCGGCAGCGGGAGGGAGGGAGGGAGCUGCCCGCAGCCAGGGGGGCAGUACUGCCGCCGCCGCCACCACCACCUCUGCCGGCCCGAGGUGCAUCGAGGUUCCCCGGCCCCCCUCCAUCGAGGAGUUCACCAUCGUGAAGCCCAUCAGCCGCGGCGCCUUCGGGAAGGUGUAUCUGGGCCGCAAGGCCGACAGGCUCUACGCCGUGAAGGUGAUGAAAAAAGCAGACAUGAUCAACAAAAACAUGGUUCACCAGGUCCAGGCAGAGAGGGAUGCGUUGGCUCUCAGUAAAAGUCCUUUCAUUGUGCACUUAUACUACUCACUUCAAUCAGCUAAUAACGUCUAUUUAGUGAUGGAGUACCUUAUUGGUGGAGAUGUCAAAUCUCUUCUCCAUAUUUAUGGAUAUUUUGAUGAAGAAAUGGCUGUUAAGUACAUUUCUGAAGCAGCAUUGGCUCUUGACUAUCUUCACAGGCAUGGGAUAAUCCACAGGGAUCUGAAGCCAGACAACAUGCUCAUUUCUAAUCAGGGCCAUAUAAAGUUGACAGACUUUGGGCUUUCCAGAGUUACCCUGAACAGAGAGAUAAAUAUGAUAGAUAUUCUUACUACACCAUCAAUGGCAAAGCCAAAACAAGACUACUCGCGUACUCCAGGACAAUUGUUGUCCCUCAUCAGUUCUCUGGGUUUUUAUACUCCUCUUGGAAUGAAAAUGCCAGAGCACAAUUCAAGUCCAUCAUCUGAAAGUCUGCAUGGUGUGGUUUCUCCCUUACCUGUGGUCCAAAAGGAAAAUACCCCUCUUUCAACUAAAUUAUUCAAAACCUGUCUUGAUACUUCUCAAUUAACUCCUGUGAUGCCAGUGAGAAGUUUAACUCCUACUCUACUUCAGUCAAGAAAAAGGUUUGGUACCUCCAGUGCUGGUAGUCGGUCACACACAUACUUGUCCAGUAUGGAAUCAGAAUGCAGCAGCAGCCCCAGGUGGGAGAAAGAUGUAGAGCAAAGUGAAGAUGAACUAUGUUCUACAACAGGCAAAACAAGUAACAGUGGGUCGCCUCUCCUUUCAAAUGUAGAAUUGCUGAAUAGCAAAGAUAUUGAAGUUUUAAAGAAAAAAGAACUGGAAUCUGUCAUUUCUCCCAUCGGCAGCAAUGAUUCUGGCAGUAAGCAGAAGUUGGGAAGUGAACAUCCUGAUAUAACAGAUACUCCUGUGACCACACUGGAUGCGAAAGGCUUAGUCAGAAAAUGUCUUUCUGAAAAUAAGGUUUGGGAAGAAAAAUUCUUCACAAAUAAAAGAGAUAUGAUUAAUGAAACAGCAGAAACUUCCAAUCAACAACAGUCACUUUCGAGGCAGAAUGAGCCUGUCAAGCCUAUCCAAGAGGAGGAAAUUUUUGAAAAGCCAGGUGUAAAAAGAACCUUUGAAUUAGUUGACACUAGUCCUUGUCAGGAACUUAACUAUGUUAAAAAAAGCAAUGCAGAAUAUAAACGUGGCUGUCAGAUCUCAGAAUUUCCAGCAAACAAAAGGUCAGGUUUGACAACGGAAAUUCAAUCCUUAAUGCUUUGUGAUGAUGGAUGCUUGCGUGACACCUGCAAAAGCAAGGAAGAAGUUAGGAGUUUUAUUGGUAAUCAGCAAACAGUAGAAAAAUCACUUACUCCAAUGAUAGCCAAAAAUCUUAUGUGUGAUCUGGAUGCAGACUAUGAAAAGGAUGACAAAAAGGAGUAUAUGAACUCAAGUUUUUUGGGCACUGAUGAUGAAAAACCUUUAGGAAUCCUCAGUGCAGAUUCUGACUUAUUUCCUGAAAUAUCUGUUACAGAAAGCCAUUUAGAAAAGCAGCUUUUAGAUUUGGACAAAAGCGUUAAAGACCUCUCCUUUGAGGAGCCAAAACCAGAAGGCAUAGUAAUAACAUCACCAGAGUCCCGAGAUGCCUCACAAGAUGGAAAGGAAACACGUACUCUCCAGGACUGCAAGCCGUUACAUCAUGAAAAGGAUAAUGACCAAACGCACAUGAAAGGAACUUAUCUUGACACAGUAUCUUCUCCUUCAGAAAAUAUGAUGGAAGCACUGAAUCUCUUUAAAAAGAAUGCUGUUGUUUUUCGAAGUUAUAAUAGUCCAAUUAAUAUAUCCAAUGUAUCUGAGCCAUGUAGCAUGGCUUCCUUAGAUGUCAUGGAUCUUUCACCUGCUUGUAGUGGCUCUUACCCAACAGCUAUUACUCCGUUACAGAAAGGAAGACCUUAUAGGGUCUAUCAGACACCUCGUCAGGGAGAUGCUGGCACACCGUAUAGGACUCCAAAGAGUGUAAGAAGAGGAGCUGCCCCAGUAGAAGGUGAACGCAUCCUAGGAACUCCAGACUACCUGGCACCUGAGCUGCUUUUGACAAAGCCUCACGGUUCUGCUGUAGACUGGUGGGCCCUUGGAGUUUGUCUGUUUGAGUUUCUAACUGGAAUUCCACCUUUUAAUGAUGAAACACCAGCACAAGUCUUCCAAAAUAUUUUGAAAAGAGAUAUUCCCUGGCCUGAGGGUGAAGAAAAGCUGUCUGAUAAUGCCCAAAAUGCAAUAGAUAUUCUUCUAACAAUUGACAGUACUAAGAGAGCUGGACUGAAGGAACUGAAACAUCACCCCCUCUUUCAUGGUGUGGACUGGGAUAAUCUACAGAAUCAAACUAUGCCGUUUAUACCUCAGCCGGAUGAUGAGACUGAUACCUCUUACUUUGAAGCUAGGAAUAAUGCUCAGCACCUGACUGUGUCUGGAUUUAGCUUAUAG
Messenger RNA from Charadrius vociferus (killdeer), 2808 nucleotides. It is a transcript of the gene MASTL, whose product is annotated as microtubule associated serine/threonine kinase-like. The coding region runs from base 1 to 2808 and encodes 935 amino acids. Gene Ontology annotation, cellular component: nucleus. NCBI's taxonomy places the organism in Eukaryota, Metazoa, Chordata, Aves, Charadriiformes, Charadriidae. Gene Ontology annotation, molecular function: protein serine/threonine kinase activity; ATP binding. The record is from RefSeq and is a predicted model, not a curated record. The transcript is spliced from 13 exons. Gene Ontology annotation, biological process: peptidyl-serine phosphorylation; intracellular signal transduction.